AUGUGUCAUCCUAGCCAGAUGAUCCAUGGGAUUUUUCCUUCUCUUUUAGAGGAAUCUAUAUAUUGCUACACCCCACACAACUUCACACGCGACCAGGCCCUGUAUGCCAGAGGCUACUGCUGGACAGAGCUUCGAGAUGCAGUGCCUGGUGUCGACCCCCAGCUUUGGCCCUCCUUGUUUGAGCACAAGUUUCUGCCCUACGCUCUGCUGGCCUUCACAGGCAUCAUGUACAUACCUGCCCUGGGAUGGGAGUUCCUGGCCUCCACUCGGCUCACCUCUGAGCUCAACUUCCUCCUUCAAGAGAUCGACAACUGCUACCACAGGGCAGCCGAGUGCAGAGCGCCCAAGAUUGAGAAACAGAUCCAGUCCAAGGGGCCGGGGAUUACGGAACGUGAGCGACGGGAGAUCAUCGAGAACGCAGAGAAGGAGAAGAGCCCCGAGCAGAACCUGUUUGAGAAGUAUCUUGAGUGCCGCGGGCAGAGUAACUUUCUGGCUAAGCUGUACCUGGCGCGACAUUUAGCCAUCAUCUGCCUCAGCUCAAUACCCAUAACGUACCUGAGCACCUACUACGCCCGUCAGAGGCAGAACGAGUUCACUUGCGUGCUUGGCGAGCCACCGGACACUAGCAGCAUCCCUGAACUGCGGCUAAAUGUUAACUGCAAGCUAUCAGCCGUGCAGCUCCAACGCAUUAUGGCCGCAGUGGACAUCGCUUUGCUGUGUACUAUGAACCUCAUUAUCCUUGUGAACUUGCUGCAUUUAUUUGUAGUGCGCAAGUCAAAUUUCGUCUUCGACAAGCUGCACAAGGUUGGCAUUAAAACACGCCGCCGCUGGCAGAAGUCACAGUUUUGCGACAUCAACAUUCUGGCCAUGUUCUGUAAUGAGAACAGAGACCACAUUAAGUCUCUCAACAGACUGGACUUUAUCACCAACGAGAGUGACCUCAUGUAUGAUAAUGUGGUGCGGCAGCUGCUGGCAGCGUUGGCUCAAUCCAACCACGACGCCACUCCAACUGUGAGAGACUCUGGGAUCCAGACUGUUGACCCCAGUAUGGACCCUUCAGUGCUCGGUGUGGGAGAAUUGGGAGGAGAGCCCUCAGUAAUCAAAAGACCGCGCAAGAAGAUCAAGUGGAUCCCCACAUCUAACCCUCUGCCACAGUCUUUUAAGGAACCCUUGACUCUAACCAGACUGGAAAACAGCAUAAAAGCAGAGAAACCUAAACCAGUCCGAAGGAAGUAUGUAGCAGAUAGCAUUAUUGCUCCACUUCUGGACAGCAAGAGCACACAACAUCCUCCUACUAACAAAGCUGCAGAAACAAAUAAUAUAGAGAAGAAACACACUCUUAACCUCUCGCUGGAUGUUCAUCCUUACAUGCUAACCAUCCAGAAAGCGAAAACAGAAACGGUCAAUCCUGAGCCACCCCUUGUUGUUGAGCACUCUCUCAGUAAUGUGUAUAUUGAGGGUCCACAUACGGUUGUACAUGUCUCAUCUUCUCAUACUGAGAAGAAAGAGUCUACUCCACUGUCCACCACCACUGCCUUCUCCACAAUAUCAUAUAUGAAUGUUGGAACGCCCAGCAUGCCUCCUCCAGACUUCCCGAAGGUCGAAGAUCCUCUCAACCAGGGGACAGAGCCUGAGAGCCAGCCCGGGCCUUUUAGUCGAAACCCCUCACACUCGCUGCUGAGCAUCCAUCACACCUUGUAUGAGGACGAGGAGGAGCAAAACAGACGGGACAGACUAGCCAGACCGGGCGAGUUGAUUGCUGCUGGAGAGUGUUAAAGGAAAAUGCAGAUACACACCUGCACACACACUCACACACAAAUGCAAAAGCACUUAGAAUAUGAACUGAAGCACAAAGUAAUAUGCUGGUUUUUAGGGUUAUGUUAAUGAUUAUGCCAUUAAGGGUGGAGCUCAGAUAAUUUCAUUUUCAGAGAUGAAGAUUAUUGGGCAUUGGGGAAGCCAAUGUUUAACAUUUUAU
Messenger RNA from Sinocyclocheilus grahami, 1975 nucleotides. Its product is annotated as pannexin-2-like. The record is from RefSeq and is a predicted model, not a curated record. Gene Ontology annotation, molecular function: wide pore channel activity. NCBI's taxonomy places the organism in Eukaryota, Metazoa, Chordata, Actinopteri, Cypriniformes, Cyprinidae. The transcript is spliced from 5 exons. Gene Ontology annotation, cellular component: plasma membrane. Gene Ontology annotation, biological process: monoatomic cation transport; cell-cell signaling; positive regulation of interleukin-1 production. The coding region runs from base 1 to 1776 and encodes 591 amino acids.